CUGUGUUGGUGAAUAUGCGCCUUGAUGAGUUUCCUGGAACAGGUUACAACUUUAGUUACUGAUAAUAAUACGACUUCAGCUUAGGUUAUACACACUAAAAUAAUGCCUCAACACGCCUUUACACCAGGGUUAUGUGAACUUUUGCUAACAUUUCAGCAAGGUUAUUUUAGGCAGCUUAUUGUAAUAUUAUUUGUCAUUGUCGCAAUAUGUGACGCAUCUAGACUUCAUAUCUCAGUAAACAAUGAACACACACAUAGAACACAUUCACAAAAUAUCUUUCUGUGCGUAGUAUUAUAUAUUCAAUAAAUUGGUAUUAACUAUGUUUAACCUUUUAAUAUGUCAAAAUCUGAAUCACAAGACUUAAAAACUCUGACUUGUUCACAUGGGGACUUUCAAGACCACCAAUAUUAUAAAAACAAAUAACAAACAAGAUGAGUUAAACUAGUAAGUAUUGAUCAACAAAGUAGAGACUACAGUUAAAAAGGAGUCAAUAUGAAAUACUGAGAGCUAUUAAUAUUUAUUAGUUUAAAAAAUAUUUGCAUAAAAAUAUAUAGCAUUGUAUAUCAUAGAUCAACAGGUAUUGUGUGAUCAUAUUUGAAAAAAACAUAUAUUGAAAUUUUCCCAAUUAAGAGUGUAGAGAAUUGCGGUCCAGGAGCUGACACGCGUGCGUUCACACGAUGACAACUUCCUCUCUGAUAUUGGUGACAGGUCUCAGAUUCUCCAGAAUGCAUUGUAAGACACUGUUAAUGUGCGGUCAGACUGUGACAUAUUCCUCUCUGAUAUUGGUGACAGGUCUCAGAUUCUCCAGAAUGCAUUGUAAGACACUGUUAAUGUGCGGUCAGACUGUGACAACUUCCUCUCUGAUAUUGGUGACAGGUCUCAGAUUCUCCAGAAUGCAUUGUAAGACACUGUUAAUGUGCGGUCACACUUUGACAACUUCCUCCCUGCAGCCGAUUGUAUAAACAAUUUAACCACAAGGUAACCGCAAGAUCGCAGUAACCGCUGUGGUUACCGCGUCUCGGCGGUUUGUAUAAAAAACGACGUUGCCAGUAACCGCUCUAUUACCGCGGUGAUUUGUAACCCACCUCUAUGAGCUGGUUAGACGCUGGUUACCACACGGACUACUGACCAACAUGGCGGACGUACUUUUUUUUAGACACAGACGACAGCGACGAUUUCGACGAAUUGACUUACAAACGAAUGGACUUGAUGACGACGAACUGCGCCGAAGGUAUAGGUUUUCUGCCCAGAGCCUUGACCGACUUGUCGACCUCUUGGACCCUAUUUUACGAAGACAGACGCGACGAAACAGGUCUCUGUCAACACGGCAGCAGAUACUUAUAACUCUUCGAUUCUUGGCUACUGGGAAUUUUCUUCAGGUUAUCGGUGACACCUUCGGCGUUGACAUAGCUACUGUUUCUCGGGUUAUCACCGCUGUCGUUGACGCUUUUUUCGGACUGAAGGACCGUUUCAUUAAAUUUCCUACCAGCGACGAAGACCGAUGCCGAGCGACUAAUGACUUCUUCCGGGUUCGGGAAUUCCCUUCUGUCAUUGGUUGUAUAGACGGAACCCACAUCCGUCUUCUAUCACCCGGGCAGCCCGACGAAGCAGCGUACGUCAACAGGAAACACUAUCACUCGAUCAACGUACAUGCAACUUGUGACAGAGACGGGAAUUUUACAAGCAUGAAUGCCUGCUGGCCAGGAAGCUGCCAUGAUGCCCACGUUUUCAGGAUGUCCAACGUUGGCAGACAUUUAGAUGCAAAUCAUCAAGAUCCUGGACGUGGUUGGCUGUUGGGAGACAGUGGCUAUCCCUGUCGACCAUUCCUAAUGACACCCAUAUUGCAUCCAAGAAAUGAAGCCGAAGAACGGUACAACCAAGCACACAUAAGCACGCGAAACAUUAUAGAAAGGUGCUUUGGUGUAUGGAAGAGGACCUUCCAUAUAUUGCAUGUGGAGAUUCGAAUGAAGCCUGCAAAGGUGACGCGGAUAGUGUUGGCGUGCGCUGUGCUGCACAACAUGAGACGGAUGUGGGGGGAACCGAACCCGGAUGUUCAAGAUGACCUUGACGAACAACCGGACGUACAGAACUUUGACGGACCAAUGGACGGACGUGGUGUUAGGAAUAGACUGAUUGAACAGUAUUUUGUGUGAUGUUUAAGUGUUUUUUUCCACUAUGUUUUUCAUGUUGAAUGUAACAGUGCUACAUUGAUAAUAAUUUCAUUCUUCUUGUUAUCUCCCUGCAACCCGAAGGCGGAGGGAUAUAGUUUAAGCCUUUUUCGUCUGUCUGUCUGUCAUAAACUUGUCAGGCGUAGGUGUUUACCAUGAACAAGAACCAUAACCCUUUACGUUCUAAAAUAAAGAGUUAUUGCCCUUUGUUGUUUAUAUGGUGUAACUUUUUAGGGCUAUAUCUAAGAUACGAUAAAAGAUUUCUACAUAAAAAAAGACAUGAGUGUAUAGAUAUCAGUGUGGAGAAUUGCAAUGCAAUGUUAUUGCAAUUAUUUUCACUGAUAUCUAUAGCCCUGCACUGUGUUACUUUACAGUUAUUGCCCUGUUCUUUAUUUGGCGCGUAUCGGCGGGUGAUAUCAAUUCAAGGAAUUUGCUUGUUUCAUUUAUGAAAUUUAUCUUAAAAAUUACUAAUUGUUAUUCUGAUUUCUUUUUUAAAAUAUCACUGGAAAUUUGCUGUUCUUGUUUACAUUGUAUUGCCAUUUUUCCUCUGUGUUUAUUAAUUUAAUAAAGUAAUAGUGCAAUGUAUGUGUACUUCAAGCUUUCGAUUGUAUAUAAACAGUAACAUCUUUGUAUAGGAAAAUGAAAUAUUUAUUGCAAUUAAAAUGGUGAAAAUGCAUGAACAUAUGAAGUAAAAAAAUAUAUAAUUGUA
Dreissena polymorpha is the source of this 2877-nucleotide messenger RNA. RefSeq names its product putative nuclease HARBI1. Lineage: Eukaryota; Metazoa; Mollusca; Bivalvia; Myida; Dreissenidae. The transcript has 5 exons. The record is from RefSeq and is a predicted model, not a curated record. Bases 1134 to 2153 code for a protein of 339 amino acids.